CACCCGGAUGUAUUCAACCGGGAGCCAAAAACAAUGGGAGUCACUUGUGUGUGCCAGGUGCCUAUAGCGGAGGGGAAGAGCGUGCAGCAGACAGUGGACAUCCUGCACAAGAAACUGGAGCAGCUGGGUGCUGUGAAGCAGGGCAGCUUCUGUGUGGACUGUGAGACAUAUCAUGCAACAGGAAAUGUCAGCGGUCAGCCCUCCAAGCUCCUAUACGUGAUGCACAACUCUGAAACUCCUCUGAGCUGCAUGGCUCUGUUUGAAGGCGGACCCUGCCUGAUAGCCGACGCAAACUUUGAUGUUCUGAUGGUGAAGCUAAAAAGUCACUUCCAAAAUGCGAAGGGCCACAAGGUGGAGUGUCGUGGUUCUAGAUACCGCUACUGUGACUUCUUGAUAAAAGUUGGUACUGUGACAAUGAGCUCCAGUGCCAGAGGGAUAUCAGUAGAGGUCGAGUACUGUCCGUGUGUUGUUCCAGGGGACUGCUGGAAUCUCACAAAGGAGUUCAUGCAGUCCUUUCUUGGCCCCAGCGUCCCUGAACUCCCGUCUGUGUUUGCUGCCAAACCUGAAGGACUCUUCGCACCAUCAGACUGCGUUGACACCAUGACUCAGUACCUUGAGUUGUUCAACAAACUCCGUAAACAGCAAAUUCCAGGAAGUAAUGUGCGUUGAGUUUUCGGUGGAAAUAGAGAGAACUUUAUUUUUUCAUGUUUUUACUGAUGUUGCUUAAAUUCUGGUCCUGUGGAUCAGCUUGUUAUCCGGGCAUUUAUCAAAGUCUGGGUUCUUUAUUUCCAUUUCUGGUGCUUAACAUUGCAACAUUACACUUUUCUAUUUGAUGAAAGCAACUUGUAUUAAAGACUUGAUGAAAAACAGGA
Centropristis striata (black sea bass) is the source of this 872-nucleotide messenger RNA. It is a transcript of the gene med20, whose product is annotated as mediator complex subunit 20. Gene Ontology annotation, biological process: regulation of transcription by RNA polymerase II. The record is from RefSeq and is a predicted model, not a curated record. Lineage: Eukaryota; Metazoa; Chordata; Actinopteri; Perciformes; Serranidae. The transcript is spliced from 4 exons. Gene Ontology annotation, cellular component: mediator complex. The coding region runs from base 34 to 669 and encodes 211 amino acids. Gene Ontology annotation, molecular function: transcription coactivator activity.